AUGCAACGAACACUUGCAGUGUUAGCACGAUCUGCGUGGAAAGGUCCAUUUUUUGUAAAGCUUCCCGAACUUCGUCAAGCUCAAACUACCGGACAAGCUAUAAAAACCACAGCUCGUUCAUGUACAAUAUUACCAAUAUUUGUAGGGCUGAAAUUUUUAGUACAUAAUGGCAAAGAUUAUAUACCAGUUACGGUCACUGAAGAAAUGGUUGGACAUAAAUUGGGUGAAUUUUCACCGACUAGAAAGAAGUUUUCAUUUAGGAAAACGAAGAACAAUUUAUCCGAAUUAUCAAAAUGGAAGCCUGAAAAUGAUGAAUUUAACGUUGCAAAGGUCGAUUUACGAGAGAGACCUACUUUCAGAAAUGACGCCACACAGAAAGAGAAAGAUCAAAGAGAUUGUCAUGUGGUAGUCUGUCAUGAUAUGGCUGGUGUUACAAUACCACCUCCACAAUGGACUAAUGCGGCCCACCGAAAUGGUGUUAAAGUUUUAGGAACCUUUAUUACCGAAUGGGCCAGAGAUAUGCUGGAAAAUGAAUUGUGGGUACGAGGUCCGCACACACAAGCACCGCUUGAUGAUCCCGAAAAUGUUGAUCGAAGGAUUGUCAGUACUUCUCCUUUGAUUGGUGGUUCUCUCCACGCUUUUCAAGUUAUCACUUUUAUGAACUAUCUUACUCAACAAAUGCAUAAGCAUAAACCUGGAUCUGUUGUUCUUUGGUACGAUUCUAUCACUAAAGAAGGAACACUUUCGUGGCAAGACCAUUUGAAUGAUUUAAAUUAUCCUUUUUUUGAUGUAACCGAUGGUAUUUUUAUUAACUACACUUGGCCUGAAGAAUAUCCCGAGUUAUCAGCACAAAAGGCAGGCUCUCGAAGGCGUAAUGUUUACACUGGUAUUGAUAUUUGGGGCCGUAAUACUUUUGGUGAUGGCGGAUUUAAUACAUAUAAGGCACUUAAAGUUAUUCAAAAGGCCAAAACAUCUUGUGCUUUAUUUGCACCAGCCUGGACAUUUGAGCAUUUAGGAAAAGAAGCUUUCUGGGAAAAUGAUAAAAAAUUUUGGAUUGGCAGUGCAGACAAAUAUGAGGAUGUAAAGCCUCAAACAGAACGAGCUUUGGAAGAUGAAGGACUUGCUGUUGCACAUUACAUUGUGCCAAGAUACUCACCACGUAUUUCCAAAGUAUCAUCAAACAAUGCAUCCGAAAUGACUACUAAUAAAUCCCAUGACGUUGCAUGGAAUCUAACCUUUGAUAAAGCGUAUAGUGGUGGUACAUCUGUAGUUGUAUACACUGCUACUGGACAUGAUAAAGCAAAAGCGGGAAUUUACAUGCUGCCACUUUAUGAUUUGAAUGUUGCUAUCUCCCCACACGGGUACACAAGAGCAAGGGUUACUUAUUUGCCAGAACAUCGUGGAAUAGUUUUAGGAUUGUAUUUAAAAAUAGGGUUUAAUCGAAGGCUCAAAGAUGGCAAAAAAAUUUCCUUUAACCAUGACGCAAAACCUACAAGGAAGGAUUCAGAGGAUCAGAAAAUAUCAUUCAUUACUUUGAACAACGAAAGUUAUGCUGAUGAUAAAUAUACAGAUGAAUCCGAAAAUCUGAGCAUUCCAUUACAGAAAUUCAAGACAACUAUUGUGUCAAUGAGCCAUAAUUGGAUAACUGCAGAAGUUUUAAUACCACCUAAUAUAUUCUCAAUAUCUCCAACUAGCUCGGAAUUUGAUUUAGUAGUACAAGAAUUGGGUGUUUCUAUAAGUCACUCACCACUCUCUGGAAAACUUGACAUAACUCAAUCGUCAAAUGUAUCUACCCUGGUUCACAUUGGUCAAUUAUCUGUUAGUUCAACAACAUUACCAUUGCGUUUACCUGAGCCAGAAGUGCAAAAUGUAUUUUGGCAAGAUAAUACUUUAUUUAUUGAACAUUUGAGUCAUCGAGGCAUCUUACGAAUAUCAGGUAUUAUAGAAUGGGAGAUGGGUGUCAAAGUUGUUGGGCAUGCAAAUGAGGAUCGUCAUAUCACACAGGACAACACCGCAGAUAUAGAAAUCCCCAACUCUUUUGGAUAUUACUAUGUAUAUGCGGAAGUUGAUUCAGCAUCACAAGGUGGAAAGCCUUCAUUUGAAAAGUUGACAUUUUUAGGAGUAGCCGAUGUUUCGCAGUUUAUAGUUUCAGGGUUCGAAAUACCAACAUCUAAAAUUAUGGUAGAUACAAUUUUAACAAUCUGGGUACAAGGUGUAAGAGAAUCAAACGGAGAAGGAGUGGAAUAUGAAAAAUGGAAAAAAUGUUCAAUUCCGUUAUUUUAUUAUACUACUAAAGUAGGUGGAUUUUGGAAACAGGUUAAAACUAUCGUUUUAAAGAUUUUAAAAACCUUUAUUCCUUGUUGUGGACUAAUUUAA
Molecule: messenger RNA, 2376 nt
Organism: Cetraspora pellucida
Lineage: Eukaryota; Fungi; Glomeromycota; Glomeromycetes; Diversisporales; Gigasporaceae
Source: the annotation of a GenBank genome assembly